Messenger RNA from Globicephala melas (long-finned pilot whale), 3142 nucleotides. RefSeq names its product caveolae associated protein 1 (gene CAVIN1). Gene Ontology annotation, biological process: transcription initiation at RNA polymerase I promoter; termination of RNA polymerase I transcription. NCBI's taxonomy places the organism in Eukaryota, Metazoa, Chordata, Mammalia, Artiodactyla, Delphinidae. Gene Ontology annotation, molecular function: rRNA primary transcript binding. The record is from RefSeq and is a predicted model, not a curated record. Gene Ontology annotation, cellular component: caveola; cytoplasm.
CUCACCGAUCCCCCGCCCCACAGUUCUGGCCGCCAUCCCGGUGCGCACGGACGCGGCUCGAAUUUCCUCCGCUAUCCGCUCUCUCUCGCUCUGCCCCCUCCCGCUCUUCUUCUUCUCCGGGUCUCCCGCUUCAGCUCCAGAUCCACCCGGCCGGCCCCGCACGGCUCCGGGCAGCCAUGGAGGACACCCAGCUCCACAUCAUCGAGCAGCCGCUUCCCGGGUACCCCGACGCCGGGGACCAGGGGUCCUCCACCAUGGGGGCUCCGGCGGCGGAGGAGCCGUCGGGGGCCGGCUCUGAGGAGCUGAUCAAAUCCGACCAGGUGAACGGCGUGAUGGUACUGAGCCUUCUGGACAAAAUCAUUGGCGCCGUCGACCAGAUCCAGCUGACCCAAGCCCAGCUGGAGGAGCGGCAAGCGGAGAUGGAGGGCGCCGUGCAGAGCAUACAGGGGGAGUUAAGCAAGCUGGGCAAGGCACACGCUACCACCAGCAACACCGUGAGCAAGUUGCUAGAGAAGGUGCGCAAGGUCAGCGUCAACGUGAAGACCGUGCGCGGCAGCCUGGAACGCCAGGCCGGCCAGAUCAAGAAGCUGGAGGUCAACGAGGCCGAGCUGCUGCGGCGCCGCAACUUUAAAGUCAUGAUCUACCAGGAUGAAGUGAAACUGCCGGCCAAAGUGAGCAUCGGCAAGUCGCUGAAAGAGUCGGAGGCGCUGCCCGAGAAGGAAGGCGACGAGCUGGCCGAGGGCGAGCGGCCCGAGGACGACGCGGCGGUGCUCGAGCUGUCCUCGGACGAGGCGGUGGAGGUGGAGGAGGUCAUCGAGGAGUCGCGCGCCGAGCGUAUCAAGCGCAGCGGCCUGCGGCGCGUGGACGACUUCAAGAAGGCCUUCUCCAAGGAGAAGAUGGAGAAGACCAAGGUGCGCACCCGCGAGAACCUGGAGAGGACCCGCCUCAAGACCAAGGAGAACCUGGAGAAGACGCGGCACACUCUGGAGAAGCGCAUGAACAAGCUGGGCACGCGCCUCGUCCCCGCCGAACGGCGGGAGAAGCUCAAGACCUCGCGAGACAAGCUGCGGAAGUCCUUCACGCCCGAUCACGUGGUCUACGCGCGCUCCAAGACGGCGGUCUACAGGGUGCCACCAUUUACCUUCCACGUCAAGAAGAUCCGCGAGGGCGAGGUAGAGGUGCUGAAGGCCACCGAGAUGGUGGAGGUAGGCGCCGACGAAGAGGAGGGCGGCGCGGAGCGCGGCGAGGCGGCCAACCUGCUGCGCGGGAGCAGCCCCGACGUGCACACGCUGCUGGAGAUCACCGAGGAGUCGGACGCCGUGCUGGUGGACAAGAGCGACAGCGACUGAGCGGGGCGCGGGGCUGUGCCCGGGAGGCCGCGCCGCCCCGCCUCUCCCCGCCCCCGCCCCGAAUCCUUUCUCUCUCCGAACUUUCUCUUUCGCAUUCUCUCUCUGCCCCAAACGGGCUGGGAUAUUUCUAAAUUGAGAACACCUCCCCUCAAGUAGCACCCCUCCGAGUCUUGCGGCUGUUAAGACGGGAGGGGGAGGCAGCCUGCCCCAUGGACAGCCCCAGUUUAGGCAUAUGCUGGGUGGAAAUGCAGAGGGCGGUGAUGCACGUCCUGGGGAUCCAAGUCGGGGAUUCUAGAGGAACUUGCUGUCGUUUCCAUGAUUGGGCCCCCCUUGGGCAGGCUGCCUUCCCCGCACUUCUCCGUAACACUCACACCCAGCUGCUGUCAUUCCUGCUCACUGAGCUCUUCUUUCUCAUCCUGAUCCCUGGCGGCUUCAAAGCCAAAAUUACCGUGAAAGGGAAGAGUGAAUCUUGAAGAGUAUGGGAGACCCCAUACUGGAAGGAUGUGAAAGCAGCUUUGGGGAGCAUCUGGGGCAGUGUCGGGGGAGAGAGGGCAGAGUGAGCCGUGACCCUGGAUGAGGGUCUAGCACAGGCUGUAUCUGCAAAAGGUGCCAAUAAGGAAGGCUGGAGCCAGGCAGAGCCCUUGGGGAGCGGGGGCGGGGGGCACUUACUGUUUAUGCAUCUGCACCCAGAAGCACGUGGCUCUGGCUUUGAAAGAGAACAGGAAAUAGUAGAAGGUGGAAAUGGGUGAAAGGAGAAUGUCCAUUAGCAGCGUGAGAAACACAGCACAAGAAUCCCAUCUUACUGGGGUUCUCCGAGGACAGCAGGACCAUUUUCAGGAUAAGAAGGGAGGGCAAUGUGAGAAAUCCGCGAUCCAAAGAAGAGAGAGGUAAGCCUCACCCCAUGCCUCCACUGGGCAUGGUGCUCCAGGGGCAGCCCAUUUCUCAAAGCCCAGAAAAUUAGGGUCCCAGAAGAGGGCAGCACCAGGCUGCGGAGAGCUGGUAGGUAGGAGGGAGACGGACGGGGAAAAGAACGAGGUGCUAAAGGUCAGGCCACCAAGCUGAGAGCUGGAGGGGAGGGGAGGAGAGUAUAGAAUUCCUGUGUGUAGAGCAGCCCAGACUUGGCCCACUCCUGGCAGUUUCUUCUCAAGAUCCUUCCCUAGAGCUAGUUACAAUAAAGCUGCAGAACUUGCCAGGACUUCCUUGUGGGUUCCUCUCCUGACUCUUUGGGUUGAGAGGGGUGCUGCUUCCAGUCCAAAAGCCUGAUUUCUGAUCAGGUUCUCCUCAGGACACUUUAGUCCCCCUGUUCCUCCCCAGUAACGGUGGCUUGUCAGAAGCAAGGACAGACCCCCUCACCCCCAAGUCACAGUCGGAAGAGGAGGGCUGAAGGCUCCCUCGUUCGCCCCCUACCUCCUGUGCUUUAUCUUCUCUGCUCUGCAUUAUAGAAUUGCAGCGAAUUGUUUUUAAGGGGUGGAGGGAGGGAGCCUGGGGACACAUCUUUUUUACAAUACAAAGCUUUGCUUUUUUUUUUUUUUUUUUCCUGUUGGUUCCCUUCUUUCUUCUGGAUGGUUGGAGACACAUUGGCUGAGGGAGGAUGGGGAUUGUGGGACGAGGUCCCUUGGUGCUGAUGGGCUGAAGGGGCCUGAGUUGUGGGCAGAUAGAGUUUCCUGUGGGCUCUGGGGAGCCUCUCGUGUUGCUGUGUCCUGGUGAGCAGCCCGACCAAUAAACCUGCUUUUCUAAAAGGAUCUGUGUUGGAUUGUAUUCUCCGAAGGCAGUCACAUAGGAUGAGUUCCAGG